CCUGCCUGUCGCCUUGUCUGUCUGCAUUUCACCAACCAACUGCUCUGUACUUUCAAUCCAGUCCAUCACUCGUAAUCAUCCAUUGGACCGCGGCCAUUGCAUCAGCUAUCGUGUUUUUGCCCGCCGCCUCGAAUCCCAGACUGCCGCAAAUCAGGUUGGCCACUGCUCAUUCCACCACUCUCUAAUCCGACUCGGGGCUCCCAACCCCUUUCGACUCGUCUGUCACCUGCUUUGCCGUACCGUCGCCUGCAGCGCCGUACCCUGCAGCAACUCGACGAGCCAACGCGGGACAAUGGGUCGGCGCCACUGGAAGGCUUGACGACGUCGUGCUGCCUCCAGCAUCGCCCGUGUGUCAUCGCUGCUACACUUGCCUCUCGCUCCCGCAGCACCCGUCUCUCCCCCUCUCCAGCCAGCCAUUCGGCCAAAUGCCUUUUUUACGCCGUCGCGGUGUCAUGGCCAGCGAGUCUGACAUGCGCCGCCAUACCACUCUUUUUGAUCACAAGGCCCAAUCCGAUGCCCCUUUCUUAACUGCCCAGUCCGCGAGCCAACCCUUCGAAAAUGGCGUCGCUUCACAACACUCUGAAACCGAUGAACCGCCUACCAACCCGAACCUAGAUUCGGACCCCAUUCAAGGUACUACCCGACCGAGCCACGACUCUUACGACCGCCCGGAAUCUCCUCCGAUCCAGGAAGAGACUCCGCGGCAUCGCCGCUUUAGCAUGCUUAGGUUCCGUAAUGCCUCAGACUCUCAGCUGUCUACUAGAAUGAAGCAGCACCAGCAGGCGGAGAAGCCGCCGCCGAUGCCAACGCCUCCUGCCAUCAUAACCACAGCCCCUACCUUGAAUUCUGCCGAGAGUACCGUGGCCAACAAGAAGUCAGGCGUCCGUAUCCCGUUGCGAAUACGCCGCUCGAUUGAUGUUCCACGAAGUCAGCCGGACCAGGCGUCCCGGGUCAAAGUCUUGUCGGGCGUGAAAAAGGAGAAAAAGACUCUACUGAACCCCCGUCCCGAAGCUCUAUCAAGCAGACACACUGUCACAUUCGAAGAGCCGUGCAAACCUGCGGCGCCGUCUGCUGCUUCAAACAUCUCUGAAGAUCAAGGCUCUGCAUUGACUAUGUCCGCCCAUCGUCUGUCUGAGUCGUCAAGGUCCGAGAGUAGCUCGACCGAUCACGCCGGUCAACUCCAAUACAGCACUGCUUCCUCAGGGCUGUUCCGGUUCGGUCGCCGGAAGCAGAAGCAACUAGAGCCACUUUUCCCUCUGGCGCAUCUUCCUCAAAGAUCAAAAACGCCCACACUUUCUGUUACAAGCUCAAAUGCGCCAUCUCUUCCACGUAAUUCGACCUCAACCACACAUAUCGCGGACGCACCUCGCCCUUCAACUGGCCAUGAUAGGUCCACAGCUUCAGCUUCUCCAGGCCACGGCCCUACGGCGAACAAAACCCCCGGUUCGCCUGCAACCGCUUUAUUUCGCCCCAGCUCUCGAAACUCGGGUCGAUCGUCUCCAACUCGAUUGACCUUGGGGAAUAGGGGUCGCUCUUCAACAAUGAGUUCCCUUGGUGAGAGCUUCGCUGAACCCCAAUAUCUAGGCGCAUCUCGUACAUCCUCUUCUACUGGUCGCAAGAGUUUCGGUGAUCUCCUGGGGCUUGGUCGCGCGCGGCAAAACACAGACCUCUCCAGGCAUGGAACACUGACUCCUGCGACACCAGGAUCGGCGAACUCGAAGAACAACUCAUUGCAGUUGGCGAGAGAGGUGGUCGUCCUACCUGAGCGACGAGACGAUGACACCCCUGCCAAAUAUCUUGCACGAGUCGAAGAAGUGAUCGCUCGUGGCGCCAUCGCAAGCGCGCUUUCUAAGGAGGCUGAUCCAUUCCAUGCCGCCGUCCUGCGUAGCUAUAUGCGAUCUUUCAGCUUUUUCGAGGAACCUAUGGACAUGGCUAUUCGGAAGCUGCUGAUGGAAGCCGAGCUUCCCAAAGAAACUCAGCAGAUUGAUAGGUGUUUGGAGGCGUUUGCGAACCGAUAUCAUGAGUGCAAUCCGGGGAUUUAUGCUACGCCAGAUCAAGCCUACUUCAUUGCUUUCUCUUUGCUCAUUCUUCACACAGACGUAUUCAACAAAAACAACAAGUAUAAAAUGCAGAAAGCAGAUUAUCUCAAAAACACCCGCGGUGAGGGUAUCUUUGAUGAUGUACUCGAGUGUUUUUAUGAUAAUAUUAGCUACACGCCAUUUAUCCACCUGGAAGACGAUGUGCACACUAACGGCGACCGGUCGGGCAGUUUGAGAUUAAAGAAGAAGUCUGUAUUUCCUGCAGCUAUCGCAGAACCGGCAAGGAGAUCCAAGGAUCUAUUGGACCCGUACACUCUGAUAUUGGACAGCAAACUGGAUAUAUUACGGCCACCGCUCAGGGAUCAAAUACCUCUUGAGGAGCAUUACAGUUACCUAGGGACUGCCAACCGCCUCAACUUGAAAGAGCUCCAGAAAACCUUUUUCAAGACUGGUAUAUUGCAGAUUAUAUCGGCUCGGUCACGUCCGGAUGCGUUUAUGACUGAAAAGACGCAGAAUAAUCCUAAUGCCGCACAUCCAGGGAUAGUCGACAUCAAGGUCACCAAAGUUGGACUGCUUUGGCGGAAAGAGGCGACAAAACGGAGAACUCGAUCACCGUGGCAAGAGUGGGGUGCCAUCUUGACUGGAGCACAACUGUACUUCUUCCGAAAUGCGGGCUGGGUCAAGAACCUACUCCAUCAGCACGAAGCUCAUGUGAGGUCGGGACAGGAUGGUGUCCCCUUAAUAUUUAAACCACCCUUGGAGCAUUUUAAGCCAGACGCAUUGAUGUCCACGGAGGGUGCAGUUGCCCUUUGGGAUAGUAAUUAUAAAAGACACAAGAAUGCGUUUGUUUACGUCAGGCACGGGGGGCUUGAGGAAGUGUUACUAGCCCAGAGUGAAGAGGAUCGAAACGAUUGGCUCGCAAAACUCAACUACGCAGCCGCGUUCAAAACAACUGGCGUGCGGAUGCGUGGUGUUGUUGGUGGUAACUACGAAGGACAGAGCCGUCGAGCGAUUCGCAGGUUAGACAGUGCUGGUGUAACACAACUUAUUCAGACCCCUACCGGAGAGGUCGCCAUUAACCGGAGUAAAAUUGAUCACCAGAUGGCUCGCGACAUAUUACUUGCUAGACGGAUAAUGAUGCGUCAGAAAAUCGAGGAGGCCGAAGAAAAACUUGAAAUCGCCCAGAAAAGCCUCGAGACGCAGCUCAGGAAUGCGCGGCAUCUCCUAGUUUUGGCUCCGAUCCAAGAAAGAACCCGAGAGCAAGUGUGCAAUGGUGCGGCCAAGAUAAUAGCUCAGCUUAGAUGGUCCCGCAUCGAAUUCUGGAGGUUGAAGUGUCAUCGUGACAUACUGGCAACGGACCUAGCGGAGGAAAGAGACAUGAAUGGAGACAUUAGAGAAUCUUCUCCUGAACCUCCGCUUGCGCCCCUGGAAACAAAUGAAAGUGGCAAUAAUGCAACGCAUGAAACUCAGCUAUCUCCUUCCUCAGGUUCUCCGCCCCAAUCCUCUGGAUCCAAUUUGCCGCCAGAUGUUGAACCGCCAAGCCCCGAAAUCUUUCAUACACCACCUACCAGCGCAACAACACUAGCCUCUGAAGACAAGCCGGAUUCACGCCACGAGAAGAACAGCGUUAGAAAGACGUCCCUCUCCAGCGUAGUCACUUCUUCCCCACGUCGACAUGAGCCCAAGCUUGUAGACGAAGAUUCGGCGGAAGAUAAGCAUGAGAGGCACAUACUUGAGCAGAGUGGACUACUUGAAUCGGAGUCUUCUCGUACCUACGAUCGCCGCCCCAGCUCAGCCUACACGACAGAUGAUGCGACAGAUCGUGGCAAGCGACGUAGCAUUGGUGGAACUGACAAGGAUCAGUCUGAUAGAGGCAAAGCGCGGCGUAGCCUGCAACGCUCCCUUCGAGAGGGUGCUGGUCAUUUGUCGGGGCACCGAAGCAAGAAAGGCAAGGAUUCUAUGUCAAUUGGCGGCAUCUCAGAUGAUAGCACACGGGACGAAGUUCUCUUUAGAGGCGCCGGCAGUUUUACAGUCCAUGGUAAAAAGGCUUCGGUGAUCAACUUUGGUGACGAGCUGCAAGGUAUCGCGACAGACGAACACCUAAAACAUCGGAAACAAGCACAGCAGGGUGACGAACAAGACCUUAGAUCUCCUGGCAAUGCCACUUCUACUGAUGUGGAUGAUUUCCAUUCCCUACUUGGUCAUCUUCCUGAGAAUUCGGGCCGAAGGGGUUCAGCCACGAGUGCUAGCACAGCAACAGCUCGCUCCUUCCGGGAUUUACAUCGCAAGUACUCGUCACGGACAACUAAGGGCACCGCUGGCGGAAAUCUUGUUGUGCCGUCUGACGAAGACAGCGACGCUGCUCUGAGCUUCUCAGAUGGCCGUCGAUCGCCACUGCCGCCGCUUGAUGACGAAGAAGAUGAGACCCAAGAAUUAGAUAUGCCACUACCAGCCCGGUUCUAUACACCAGAACCUCCAACAUCACCGAUACAACAAAAUAAUGCAUCAGAUGCCGAAGAAGAGACCCAAGAGACCAACCGUUUCCCCUCGUCGGCAGUUCAGGUACACGCCUAAAUUUUGUCUUUUUUCCCUCCCACAGAACGUAAUUAGCGAUUGGUUGGACCAUCAUCUUUCCGGAGCACCGCAAAAAUGUUCUCAUAGCAGGUUGUGGCGUUUUUGAAGAUAAGGGAAAAUAUGAAUGGAAAAUAGAACAGGCUUUCUUUUAUUCCCACAGGGCCUAAGAUCAUGUUUUCUGCGUUCUCGGACCCAUUUACCACACAUUCUGUAACGAUAGACGGGGACGCACAGACGGGGUAGAUGGGUUUAUUCUGGCUAGCUGUGCUUCCUACUGCUCACACCCAGCUGGCAAAUCCCCCUUAUAGAUAACUGACCUGCCACCCUGGUUCUUUCCCUUCUUUCAUUGAAGAAUAAUGGGUCCUGAAGCUAUAAAACCCUUGCGCUAUAUACAUCAAUCAGAGGAGCUCACCUGUACAUAUUAAGGAAUGAGGGAAAAGGUUUGGAAGUGAAAGUGCAUAAAAGGACUUUAUAGACCGGGCAUUGACUGCCAAG
Messenger RNA from Xylaria bambusicola, 5108 nucleotides. RefSeq lists its product as uncharacterized. The record is from RefSeq and is a predicted model, not a curated record. The coding region runs from base 426 to 4613 and encodes 1395 amino acids. Gene Ontology annotation, biological process: regulation of ARF protein signal transduction. NCBI's taxonomy places the organism in Eukaryota, Fungi, Ascomycota, Sordariomycetes, Xylariales, Xylariaceae. The transcript is spliced from 2 exons. Gene Ontology annotation, molecular function: guanyl-nucleotide exchange factor activity.